GCCAAAUGACAAACUGCUGUGUGCGCGCGUUUUGCCCUAAGCGGAUCAAGCGGUUCAAACUAUGACCGAAAUGGCAUCAACGUCUGCUGGCGCUCUUCGAGCAUUAGCGAUGGAGCUGAAAAAUAUCGAAUCGCAACCGCUCGAAGGUUUUACCAUCUCGGCCAGCGAUGACAACCUUUUCGUUUGGACAGUAGGAAUUUAUGGUCCUCCCAACACAUUGUACCAGGGAGGAUAUUUCAAAGCUGUGAUACGUUUUCCGCCAAACUAUCCAUACUCGCCACCUUCUAUGAAAUUUUUGACCAAAGUCUGGCAUCCUAACGUUUAUGAGAACGGAGAUCUUUGCAUUAGUAUUCUUCACCCACCAGUUGAUGAUCCCCACAGUGGCGAGUUACCAUGUGAGAGAUGGAAUCCCACGCAGAGUGUGAGAACCAUCCUUCUAUCCGUCAUUUCCCUACUAAAUGAACCUAACACUUCCUCUCCAGCAAAUGUUGAUGCUUCUGUUAUGUAUCGAAAAUGGAAAGAUGGCACAGAUAUGAGCUAUGCUGAUGUGAUUAGGAGGCAAGUAGAGCAGUCGAAAGAGGAGGCACGAAAGGAUGGUGUUACUGUUCCUGAAACUCUCGAAGAAUACUGUAUAAAGUUCCACCCACAAAGCUGCGAAGAUCAAACUAUGGAAUUGCUAGAUUUAGACGAUGAUAUGUAUGAUUAUGGAGAUGAUGAAAGCGACGAUGAAAAUGACUAUGCGGAAGAAGACGAAGACAGUGGACAAGGCGAGAAUUGA
This is a messenger RNA of Cylicocyclus nassatus, 778 nucleotides long. NCBI's taxonomy places the organism in Eukaryota, Metazoa, Nematoda, Chromadorea, Rhabditida, Strongylidae. The record is from the annotation of a GenBank genome assembly.